AUGGAAGAGCAGCAGCCGGAGCCGAAAUGCCAGCGCGAGCCGGGCCUCGGCGCGGUGGCGGCGGCGGCGGCGGUGGUGGCGGCGGCGGCCCCGGGCGGCCUCGGCCUCAGCCUCAGCCCCGGAGCCGGCGGGAGCAGCGGCAGCGACGGGGACAGCGUGCCGGUGUCCCCGCAGCCGGCGCCCCCGUCGCCUCCCGCGGCGCCCUGCCUGCCGCCCCUGGCCCAUCACCCGCACCUCCCCCCGCACCCUCCGCCCCCGCCGCCGCCGCCGCCGCAGCCCCUCGCGGCGCCCGCCCAGCAGCCGCCGCCCGCGGCCCAGCUGCACCGCACCACCAACUUUUUCAUCGAUAACAUCCUGAGGCCCGAUUUCGGUUGCAAAAAGGAACAGCCCCUGCCGCAGCUCCUGGUGGCCACGGCGGCGGCCGGAGGAGGCGCCGGCGGCGGAGGAGGAGGAGGGAGCCGCGCCGAGCGCGACCGAGGCCAGACUGCUGCAGGUAGAGAGCCCGUCCACUCGCUGGGCGCGCGGGCUCCGGGCGCCGCCUCGCUCCUGUGCGCCGCGGACGCGAACUGUGGCCCGCCCGACGGCUCCCAGCCCGCCACCGCCGUCGGCGCGGCGGCGGCGGCGGCGGCAUCGAAGCCCUCGGACGGCGGCGGCGGCGGCGGCAGCGCGGGGAGCCCCGGGGCGCAGGGCGCCAAGUUCCCGGAGCACAACCCGGCCAUCCUGCUCAUGGGCUCGGCCAACGGGGGGCCGGUGGUCAAGACUGACUCGCAGCAGCCUCUGGUGUGGCCCGCCUGGGUCUACUGCACGCGCUACUCCGACCGUCCGUCCUCGGGUCCACGCACCAGGAAGCUGAAGAAGAAAAAGAACGAGAAGGAAGACAAGCGGCCACGGACGGCGUUCACAGCCGAGCAGCUGCAGAGACUCAAGGCGGAGUUCCAGGCAAACCGCUACAUCACGGAGCAGCGGCGGCAGACCCUGGCCCAGGAGCUCAGCCUGAACGAGUCUCAGAUCAAGAUCUGGUUCCAAAACAAGCGGGCCAAGAUCAAGAAAGCCACCGGCAUCAAGAACGGCCUGGCCCUGCACCUCAUGGCCCAGGGAUUGUACAACCACUCUACCACCACCGUCCAGGACAAAGACGAGAGCGAGUAGCUGUGGCCAGCCCCGGCCCGCGGUCCAACCGCGCCCGUGCCGCCUCCCGGCUCCGCGGGGCUGUGCUUUGCCAGCCCCACGCCGCCAUGCAUAGAUGAUCGCUAAGGAAGGAGGUAUCAAUCAGGGCGACAGAGAAAGCAAGCGAGAGACAGCAAUCCUCCGAGUGAACACUCAACAUUGGAAUGGAACGGUUUUUGAAACGGGAGAAAGACUCGGACAGGUGCUUUGGGGGGAAAAAAAAGAUCUAUUCUCUAACUCACAGUAUAAGACGAAACUGCGAAUUCCUUAAAGCUCUAUCUAGCCAAACUGCUUAAGACCGUGUAUAUAUUUAAUUUCAGGUAAGGAAAACAGAUAUGUGUAGCGAUCUCUAUUUGCUGGACAUUUUUAUUAAUCUCAUUUAUUAUUAUUGUUAUAAUUAUUAUAAUUAUUAUAAUUAUUUUACCCUCCUCCCUACCUUGCUGCCCCCAGCCCAGUUUCAUUUUCGUUGCUGUCUUCUUUUGAAUGUUUUUGCUUCUCUGUACCUCCCACCCAUCAACGCUGGCCCUGGUUUCUCUGGGACUUUUCUUUGUGUGCGUGUGAGUGUGUUUCCUUGUGUGUCUGCCCUUCGACUCUCCUCUACCCACCCAGGAUUCCUCUAUUGGUCUUCUCUGUCCUUCCCCCACAUCCCUUUCCUUUUCUGGAGACUCCUUGAGAAAUACAACCCCACAGACUGCGAGACUGAACCGCCGCUACAAGCCAAAGAUUUUAUUAUGUUCAGAAAGCUGUAGUCUGAAA
Messenger RNA from Psammomys obesus (fat sand rat), 1923 nucleotides. It is a transcript of the gene En1, whose product is annotated as engrailed homeobox 1. Gene Ontology annotation, molecular function: DNA-binding transcription factor activity, RNA polymerase II-specific; RNA polymerase II cis-regulatory region sequence-specific DNA binding. Gene Ontology annotation, biological process: multicellular organism development; regulation of transcription by RNA polymerase II; neuron differentiation. The record is from RefSeq and is a predicted model, not a curated record. Bases 1 to 1149 code for a protein of 382 amino acids. The transcript is spliced from 3 exons. Lineage: Eukaryota; Metazoa; Chordata; Mammalia; Rodentia; Muridae. Gene Ontology annotation, cellular component: nucleus.